Eutrema salsugineum is the source of this 1915-nucleotide messenger RNA. Its product is annotated as metal tolerance protein C1. The record is from RefSeq and is a predicted model, not a curated record. The transcript has 12 exons. Gene Ontology annotation, biological process: transmembrane transport; monoatomic cation transport. Gene Ontology annotation, molecular function: monoatomic cation transmembrane transporter activity. Bases 300 to 1721 code for a protein of 473 amino acids. Gene Ontology annotation, cellular component: membrane. Lineage: Eukaryota; Viridiplantae; Streptophyta; Magnoliopsida; Brassicales; Brassicaceae.
ACUGCUUUUCACUACUUAUCAUCAAUAAACAAUGGGAUAGGUAAAAGGAUACAAUCAAAACUCAAGCUUGGGAAGGAUGGAAACUGCCAUUGUGGUUUUGAAAUACUCUGUUUUUCUAAAUUAAAAACUCAAGACGGCCAAAAAAAAAAAAAGAGAGAGAGAGAGAAAAGAAAAGAAAAGGAAUUGUCUUUGGAGUGAGUCAGUCUUUGAUCAGAUUGUGGAUAUCGAUUUUGAUCUUGAAAUCCUAGAGACAGAGAUAGAUCCGAUGUUGGUUUCUUCUGAUUGAUUCGAUUAGCUGAAUGGGUAUCGUGCUGAAAACCAUUUGUAGGUCGUCCCUUUCUCGAUUAUCCCUUCACCGUCAUCAUCUUCUACAGUCACCACUCCGGCAAUCUUCCUCGGAAAACCCUAGUUUCGAUCUCCCCAGAAGGUGGCAUUUUGGGCACUCUCACCCCCCUGAAUCUGAUCACCAACAUCAAAGGUCUAAAGAAGAAGGGGAGAAGAUUUUCCGGCUUGGUCUCACCGCAGAUAUCGGUUUAUCUGUCGGAAAAGCUCUCACCGGUUAUCUCUGCGGCAGCACAGCGAUUAUCGCGGACGCUGCUCAUUCCGUUUCCGAUGUGGUUCUAAGUGGUGUUGCUCUCUUCUCUUACAGAGCUGCAAAUGUUCCUAAGGACAAAGAACAUCCCUAUGGUCACGGUAAAUUUGAAACUCUCGGAGCCCUCGGAAUCUCUGGCAUGCUUUUGGCAACUGGCUGUGGUAUUGCGUGGCAUGCUUUCCACCUUUUACUUAGUGCACUGUCCGCAGCUCCUGAGGUGGUUCAGCAGAUUCAUGGUGGACAUCAUCACGGAAUUGAUAUGAGUCAUCCCAUUCUCGCUUUGAGUGUGACUAUUGCUUCCAUUUCUAUCAAGGAAGGGCUUUACUGGAUCACAAAACGAGCAGGAGAAAAACGAGGGAGUGGAUUGAUGAUGGCAAAUGCAUGGCAUCACCGAUCAGAUGCAAUUUCUUCUGUAGUUGCACUGGUUGGAGUUGGAGGUUCUAUUCUCGGAGUUCACUUUUUAGAUCCCCUAGCCGGUCUUGUUGUCUCGGCAAUGAUUUUCAAAGCUGGACUGGAAACGGGACACCAAAGUGUCUUGGAACUGGUGGAUGCUGCUAUACCAGCUCAGCAAUUAGAGCCAGUAAGGCAAACCAUAUUACAGGUUGAAGGAGUCAAGGGAUGUCAUCGGCUAAGGGGUAGGAGAGCUGGCUCAUCGUUGUAUCUUGAUGUACACAUUGUGGUAGAUCCCUUUUCCAGUGUGAGUGUUGCACAUGAGGUAGGAGAAUAUGUACGGAGACAGAUCAAUGAGAACCAUCCUGAAGUCUCUGAAGUUUUCAUUCAUAUAGAUCCAGCCUUUUUACAUUUUUCAUGUAGCAUGAUGGAUCACGAUAAUACAAAUAUGGAAAGUAAUCAAGAAAGUAACAUCUGCGUAGAGAUUAAACAUGUCGAAGCCACUGUCUCAGACAUUUUUUCGUCACAGUUUUCUGAGAAAAUGACGAUCAAACGAGUUACACCCCACUUGUCGCACAGCAAGAUCUUGCUCCAAAUCGAAGUCGCAAUGCCAUCGACCAUGACAAUUCAGGACGCCAUGAGAGCUGCUGAAGAUGCAGAGAAGGAGAUUCUGAAGGCAGCUCCUAAUGUGGCUCGUGUCAGCAUUCAGCUUAGUCUUAAGAACUCCUUGCCUCAGUAAUUAGCUCUGGUGUUUGAAAGAAAUGACAAGUGAAAACUGCUCAGCAAUAGCUGCAACAAGUACAGCUUUGAAAAAAAUACACAAUGAACCAAUUCUGUUUUACAACUAUAUCGUAGUUCAAAUACUUGUUGUGAACAUAGUUGAACUUGAACCUGAGCCAAUACUUGAACUUGUACGUAUUCAAAUUCAACGUU